AAUUAUUCAUAGCUCAUAAGCACUUAUAUCUGCCACAUGUGCCGGUCAGUAGUCGUGACAUCGUGCUGCUUACAUGCAGCUAGCUCCUGCAGUCGCGAGUGAGGCUGAGUCUCUGAGGGGCUUUCACCCAGUUUCAUUCAGCACAUUCUGUCUUAAGUCGACUCAAUUUCUCUACCUUUAAAAUUGGCCCCUGCUUUUUCCCUGUCUGCACAAUGUCAUUAUCACUUGAUACGGUCUUCCAAGUGGUUGAGAUCGUGCAGAAAGCGGUCGCGAUCUACGAGCGCAUCAAAGAUGCGCCCGACACGAUCCGGAAGUUGGGCCGGCGCAUGGGGCGGCUGGAGACAAUCCUGGAGGGCCUGGAAAACUACGUGCGCAACAACUCCAAGCACGCCCUCGCGCGGUUGAGGCAGUCUCAAUCGGAGGAUCUGUUGCACAUCAUCGACGAGACUCGGGAGGACUGCAGUAGAGUUUAUGUGCUGUUUGAGAAAUGGGAAAAGAAGAUCGGGCCUCUCGGUCUGCAGUUCAAGGACAAUGCGUUCGCGCAAUAUGUCGCGCAGUCGUAUUUCGCACUUGGCAGCAGCGCCAAGGAGCUCGAGUCGCUGGCUGCCGAUGUUGAAAUUCAUAGGCGUGAUCUUGACCAGUAUAUGGCCCUUAUGGGGGUACAAGGCAUACAGGCAAACCAAGAUGCAAUCAUGAGCAUGAAGCAACAGAUACAGCAAUUGCACAAGCUGGUCCAGGCAAAUGUGGCGCUUGCUGCCCCGCAGCCCACCGCACCGGCGCAAGCUGGGGGGAAGAAGAAACGAAAACCGUCGCCUUCACCGUCACCACCGAAGAGAGACUUCAAGGUCAUAUUUAUUGAUCCGCACAAUCUCGGGCGCAGCGUAUGCGCCGAGGUACUGAUGGACCUCUAUCGAGCCGACACCAAGAAGAGAAAUGGCGACUGGCGCAUAGCAACCAUCCACUCCGCUGGCUUCUUUUGUAAGAGUGAGAACGAUUGUAUCGAAAUGAUUGAAAAGCUGGAUUACAAGCACGGAUCGUACAAGAUGGGCAUGUCCAAGGGCGCCACAAGUCCCAAUGAGGCGGCGAUCGCAUCAGUUUUCCAUAACAAGAACUUUGAAAAGAUCAAGGACUACAAGACAGAUCUUUACGUCCGUACGGAUGCACGUGUGUCCCGAGGGAUCAAGAAGGAUGUAUUCAAGCAGUAUGACUACAUAAUCGUCUUCACUGGGAGAGAACACGACAACAUGAUCAGGCUGCGAUCUGCCAUCACAGCCAAAGAUGGUAAGGAUGCCGCGCCGAAGGGCAAGGGCAGGGUAGUGCAUCUUGGUAGUUAUAGUUCGACAGAUGGUAGUGUUAAGGAGAUCGUAGAUCCACCAAAGAACAAGGAUGGUACACAUAGUAGAGAUGAGUGGAACAAGAAGGUGGCAGAACUGAAAAUCGCAAUUAGAGGCUUCCUGCACAAAGAGAUGGAAUGGAAUGCAGAGAAAGCCUCAUGAUAGGCGAAACCAGAUGACCGGGUGGCAAGACAUGGACCCCGGAA
Truncatella angustata is the source of this 1540-nucleotide messenger RNA. RefSeq lists its product as uncharacterized. Bases 213 to 1496 code for a protein of 427 amino acids. The transcript has a single exon. NCBI's taxonomy places the organism in Eukaryota, Fungi, Ascomycota, Sordariomycetes, Amphisphaeriales, Sporocadaceae. The record is from RefSeq and is a predicted model, not a curated record.